AUGGAAAUCACAGGGAAUUCUGUCCUCAGGACAGGUCUGGACUUGUGUCGAGGGAAUUUUAGAGACCGUGUAUUUUACCAGCCUUCUACAGUCACAGUCACAGUCACCACAGCCACAGUCACAGCCCCAGCCCCAGCCACAACCACAGCCACAGUCACAGCCCCAGCCCCAGUCACAGCCACAGUCACAGCCACAGCCACAGUCACAGCCCCAGUCACAGUCACAGCCCCAGUCACAGUCACAGCCACAGUCACAGCCCCAGUUACAGCCCCAGUCACAGUCACAGCCACAGCCACAGUCACAGCCCCAGUCACAGUCACAGUCACAGCCCCAGUCACAGUCACAGCCACAGCCCCAGUCACAGUCACAGCCACAGUCACAGCCCCAGUUACAGCCCCAGUCACAGUCACAGCCACAGUCACAGUCACAGCCACAGUCACAGCCCCAGUCACAGUCACAGCCCCAGUCACAGUCACAGCCACAGUCACAGCCCCAGUUACAGCCCCAGUCACAGUCACAGCCACAGUCACAGUCACAGCCACAGCCACAGUCACAGCCCCAGUCACAGUCACAGUCACAGCCCCAGUCACAGUCACAGCCACAGCCCCAGUCACAGUCACAGCCACAGUCACAGCCCCAGUUACAGCCCCAGUCACAGUCACAGCCACAGUCACAGUCACAGUCACAGCCACAGUCACAGCCCCAGUUACAGCCCCAGUCACAGUCACAGCCACAGUCACAGUCACAGCCACAGCCACAGCCACAGUCACAGCCCCAGUCACAGUCACAGUCACAGCCACAGCCACAGCCACAGCCCCAGUCACAGCCCCAGCCCCAGUCACAGUCACAGCCCCAGUCACAGUCACAGCCACAGUCACAGCCCCAGUCACAGCCCCAGUCACAGCCCCAGUCACAGUCACAGCCACAGUCACAGCCACAGUCACAGUCACCACAGCCACAGUCACAGUCACAGUCACAGUCACAGCCACAGUCACCACAGUCACAGUCACAGUCACAGUCACAGCCACAGUCACAGCCACAGUCACAGUCACCACAGCCACAGUCACAGUCACAGCCACAGUCACAGCCCCAGUCACAGUCACAGCCACAGCCACAGUCACCACAGUCACAGUCACAGCCACAGCCACAGUCACAGCCACAGUCACAGCCACAGCCACAGUCACAGUCACAGCCACAGUCACAGUCACAGUCACCACAGUCACAGCCACAGCCACAGCCACAGUCACCACAGUCACAGUCACAGCCACAGCCACAGUCACAGCCACAGUCACAGCCACAGCCACAGUCACAGCCACAGUCACAGUCACAGCCACAGCCACAGUCACAGUCACAGUCACCACAGUCACAGUCACAGUCACAGUCACAGUCACAGCCACAGUCACAGUCACAGUCACCACAGUCACAGUCACAGCCACAGUCACAGCCACAGUCACAGCCACAGUCACAGUCACAGCCACAGUCACAGUCACAGUCACAGCCACAGUCACCACAGUCACAGCCACAGUCACAGCCACAGUCACAGCCACAGUCACAGUCACAGCCACAGUCACCACAGUCACAGCCACAGUCACAGUCACAGUCACAGUCACCACAGCCACAGUCACAGUCACCACAGCCACAGUCACAGUCACCACAGUCACAGCCACAGCCACAGUCACAGCCACAGUCACCACAGCCACAGCCACAGUCACAGUCACAGUCACCACAGUCACAGCCACAGUCACAGUCACAGUCACAGUCACCACAGUCACAGCCACAGUCACAGCCCCAGUCAGAGUCACAGUCACCACAGUCACAGCCACAGUCACAGCCACAGUCACAGUCACCACAGUCACAGCCACAGUCACAGUCACAGCCCCAGUCACAGCCACAGUCACAGUCACCACAGUCACAGCCACAGUCACAGCCACAGUCACAGCCACAGUCACAGCCACAGCCACAGUCACAGCCACAGUCACAGCCACAGUCACAGUCACCACAGUCACAGCCACAGUCACAGUCACAGCCACAGUCACCACAGUCACCACAGUCACAGUCACAGCCACAGUCACAGUCACAGUCACCACAGUCACAGCCACAGUCACAGCCACAGCCACAGUCACAGCCACAGUCACAGCCACAGUCACAGCCACAGUCACAGUCACAGUCACAGUCACAGUCACCGCCACAGUCACAGCCACAGUCACAGCCACAGUCACCACAGUCACAGUCACAGUCACAGCCACAGUCAUAGUCACAGCCACAGUCACAGUCACAGUCACAGUCACCACAGUCACAGCCACAGUCACAGUCACCACAGUCACAGCCACAGUCACAGCCACAGUCACAGCCACAGUCACAGCCACAGUCACAGUCACAGUCACCACAGUCACAGCCACAGUCACAGCCACAGUCACAGCCACAGCCACAGCCACAGUCACAGCCACAGUCACAGUCACAGUCACAGUCACAGCCACAGUCACCACAGUCACAGUCACAGCCACAGUCACAGUCACAGUCACCACAGUCACAGCCACAGUCACAGCCACAGUCACCACAGUCACAGUCACAGUCACAGCCACAGUCACAGCCACAGUCACAGUCACCACAGUCACAGUCACCACAGUCACAGUCACAGUCACAGUCACCACAGUCACAGCCACAGUCACAGUCACAGUCACAGCCACAGUCACAGUCACAGUCACAGUCACCACAGUCACAGUCACAGCCACAGUCACAGUCACAGUCACAGCCACAGUCACCACAGUCACAGUCACAGUCACAGCCAUAGCCACAGUCACAGCCACAGUCACAGUCACCACAGUCACAGCCACAGCCACAGUCACCACAGUCACAGCCACAGCCACAGUCACCACAGUCACAGCCACAGUCACAGUCACAGUCACAGUCACCACAGUCACAGUCACAGCCACAGUCACAGUCACCACAGUAUGUGUGUGUGUUUGCUCCUUAAUGGCAGCCCAUUCCUUACAUAGUACAGAUGAAUUAGCCUGGGUGAUGGGCCCCACGGUGCAGGGAGAACUGUUACCAGACUGGACAUAGGUCUGAUGAAUUAGCCUGGAUGAUGGGCCCCACGGCGCAGGGAGAACUGUUACCAGACUGGAGAUAGGUCUGAUGAAUUAGCCUGGAUGAUGGGCCCCACGGCGCAGGGAGAACUGUUACCAGACUGGACAUAGGUCUGAUGAAUUAGCCUGGAUGAUGGGCCCCACGGCGCAGGGAGAACUGUUACCAGACUGGACAUAGGUCUGAUGAAUUAGCCUGGAUGAUGGGCCCCACGGUGCAGGGAGAACUGUUACCAGACUGGACAUAGGUCUGAUGAAUUAGCCUGGGUGAUGGGCCCCACGGUGCAGGGAGAACUGUUACCAGACUGGACAUAGUUCUGUUCCCUGGUCUAAAAUAGUACAGAUGAAUUAGCCUGGGUGAUGGGCCCCACGGUGCAGGGAGAACUGUUACCAGACUGGGCUGGAAAGGAGGCUGGUUGAUAAAAGGACUUUAUUGGUCAACUGCACACAAGGACCAAUCAGAAUGUGAAUGGGGGGCCAUGUGGGAUAUAUUUCCCUGGUUAAAUGCAGUACAUUAUAUAGUGAAUGGGGGGCCAUGUGGGACUCUCCCUGUCUACAGAGCGUUUAGUCACGGGACUGGUGGCACGACGCUUCGUGUUUCAGAGGCUUAAAAAAGCAGAACGGAAUCUAAAAUAAGGAACUUUACACAAGUCUUCCAGUCAAACUAAAAUACCAAAGAAAGGAACAUGAAAAACAGUCUCAGAAAUGUGUUUUAAAGGGGCUGUUCACGCUGAAAACAGGUUAUUUACAUGUCUCAGAAAUGUGUUUUAAAGGGGCUGUUCACGCUAAAAACAGGUUAUUUACAUGUCUCAGAAAUGUGUUUUAAAGGGAAAGUUCACGCUAAAAACAGGUUAUUUACAUGUCUCAGAAAUGUAUUUAAAGGGACUGUUCACUCCGAACUCAAAGUUUCUCAGAUAUUUUAAUGUCUCAGAAAAUGUGAUGUCUGAUGUCAAGUAAAGUCAAAGAUAUUUAAUAUAGAUUCUAAAUCAGGAGAAUAUGUAUUAGGAGAAAUCAAAGCCGAAAUGGAGAAACAUUGGUAGUGUAAACUUACAUUUUUUUUUAGGGUGAACUAUCCCUUUAAGAUAUAUAUGUAUGUGUAUAGGAAACUAUCAUGUCUUUAAAGGUACAGUAGCUAUAUUUAUAUUGUAAAAUAUGUUGUACUGAAUGUACAUAGAAAUUUCUGUUUUAUAUAAGAGGCAAUCUGUAUUUAUCUUUAAUGUAAUUUUAAGGCUUCAUGUAUUUAUGCUGAAAUAAACUCCUUAUAUUUUA
Molecule: messenger RNA, 4352 nt
Organism: Oncorhynchus masou masou (cherry salmon)
Lineage: Eukaryota; Metazoa; Chordata; Actinopteri; Salmoniformes; Salmonidae
Exons: 3
Coding region: 1-3063 (1020 amino acids)
Source: RefSeq, a predicted model, not a curated record